AUGGUCGCAAAAGAAUUCGAAUACAAGGAGAAGCCUGAUGUUUUAGUCUUGUUUGACGUUGAUGGCACCUUAACCCCCGCCAGAUUGACAAUCUCUGAUGAAGUCAGAAACACUUUGGCUAAACUGAGAAAGAAGUGUGUAAUCGGUUUCGUCGGUGGCUCUGACUUGAGCAAGCAACUUGAACAAUUGGGUCCUACUGUUUUGAAUGAUUUUGACUACGCCUUUUCUGAAAACGGUUUAACUGCUUACAGAUUGGGUGAAAAGUUAGCUUCUCAAUCUUUCAUUAACUGGAUUGGUGAGGAAGAAUACAACAAGCUAGCUGUCUUCGUGUUGAAAUAUUUAUCAGAAAUUGAGCUACCAAAGAGAAGAGGCACCUUCUUGGAAUUCAGAAAUGGUAUGAUUAAUGUUUCUCCUAUCGGUAGAAACGCCUCUACCGAGGAACGUAACGAAUUCGAAAGAUUUGAUAAGGAACAUCAAGUUAGAGCUAAAUUUGUUGAAGCUUUGAAGAAGGAAUUCCCACACUUGGCCCUUACCUACUCCAUUGGCGGUCAAAUUUCCUUUGACGUCUUUCCAACUGGUUGGGACAAGACCUACUGUUUGCAGCAUGUCGAAGCUGAUGGUUUCAAGGAAAUCCACUUUUUCGGCGAUAAGACCAUGGUCGGCGGCAAUGACUACGAAAUUUACACUGACUCAAGAACAAUUGGCCACUCUGUCAAAUCUCCCGAUGAUACUGUUAGAAUCUUGAACGAAAUAUUUGAGUUGAACUAA
Molecule: messenger RNA, 768 nt
Organism: Lachancea fermentati
Lineage: Eukaryota; Fungi; Ascomycota; Saccharomycetes; Saccharomycetales; Saccharomycetaceae
Source: the annotation of a GenBank genome assembly